Molecule: messenger RNA, 2530 nt
Organism: Acaromyces ingoldii
Lineage: Eukaryota; Fungi; Basidiomycota; Exobasidiomycetes; Exobasidiales; Cryptobasidiaceae
Product: DUF1716-domain-containing protein
Exons: 5
Coding region: 23-2095 (690 amino acids)
Cellular component (GO): spliceosomal complex
Source: RefSeq, a predicted model, not a curated record
CAGUCGCAGCCGUCCACUGACCAUGGAUGUCGACAAGCUCUUCAAGCUCCCCAAGCUUCCUCAGUCUUCGCUGAACAAGCGGAAAUGGGCAGAGCCGAAUCAAGACGCGCUCAAAGCCGCAAAGGUCGAAGAUGUGGAAGACGAGGACGGGGAGCGAGCGGGGCCAUCGCGCCAUGUUGCUGCUGCUGCUGCCACAGUGCAGGAUGUCGACGACGACGAUGAGGAGGGAGACGAGAGCGGCUUCGCGCCUGGGAAUGACGCCGACUACUUUGUUGAUGAAGAUGACGAGGGCGGUCGCUUUUUCGGGGGCGGGCUAACAGACCAGCAAAAAAGAAUUUUAGAGAUCAUGAAUAGAGGAGCCGAAGACGAUGGCGAUGACAAGCAGAGGCCAGAAAGGGAGCUCGCUGAUCUCCGGAAGACGCUGGUAAAGUUCGAGCGGGCCAUCAACAAGAACCAAGAGAUGAGGGUCCGCUUCGCAGACGAUGCCAGCAAGUUCAUUGAUUCUGAGGCCGACUUGGACGCUUCCCUCAAGUCGCUUCUCAUCCUCACCACCAAUCCCGCUCUCUUCUACCCUGAAACGAUCAAACACGGCACGCCUGCCUCCCUCUGUGGUCUUUUGGCCCACGAAAACGUCGACAUCGUCGCUUCUGUCAUUGAAGUCAUCGAGGAAUUGACUGAUGACGACGUACUCGAUGCGGGAGAUGAAGGCCGAGAAGAGACAGAGGUCGAGGAUGCAGAACAAGGCGCGUCGUCGAGCAGAAAAGGUCUCCAAGGCAUGAACAUGCUUGUCGAUUCACUUCUGGAAAACUCCUUCAUCGAGCUCCUCAUCGAGAACCUUUCCCGUUUCAAUGACCAAAGACCGCAAAAAAGCGACUCGAUAUCACAGGAGGAUGCCGCAGCGGCGUCCAACGCCGAGUCUGAUGCCAACGCGAUCUUUCACUUGCUUGGCGUUGUCGAGAACCUGGUCUCAUUGCGACCCACUCUUGCAAAGGAGACUGUGACGGGGACAAAGCUGCUUGCCUGGCUGAUGUCAAGAAUCAAGCGCAAAGGGCCACACGACCAAAAUCGGGGCUACGCUGGCGAGCUGCUUGCCAUCCUGCUCCAGAGCCAAGCCGGCGAGGAGAUGAGCGGCAUGAAUCGCGACAUUUGCUUAAAGUUUGGUCAGGCAGAGGGGAUAGAUUGCCUCCUCAGCGUUUUGGCCGUCUACCGGAAAAAGGAUCCCUCGGCAGAUGCCGAUGAGACAGAAUUCAUGGAGAACAUCUUUGAUGCACUCUGUGCCGCUUUGACGCUCCCUGAGAACAAACGACGUUUCUACGAAGGCGAAGGUACCGAGCUGAUGUGUAUCCUCAUGAGAGAGAAAAGGGUUGCGCGGCUCAGAGCCAUCAAAGUGCUCGACCACGCCCUGUCUGGGCCCCAUGGCUCGUCCAGCGCAAAGCGUCUUGUCGAGUGCCAAGGUCUCAAGACGCUCUUUUCUGUCUUCAUGGGUCGAUCUUCUUCCUCGAGUCAUUCGGACGUCGAACCUACAUUGGCGGACGAAGAGCAUGUUCUCGGGAUCAUCGUCUCGCUCCUCAACCACCUUGCGUCCGAUUCAAAGGAGCGGCUGCGGCUGCUCAAAAAGUUUGUCGAAAACGAGUACGAGAAGGUGGACCGCUUGCUGGAGAUUAGAAGGGCCGCCCUGGGUCGAUUGGCUGUUGUCGAGGCGGAAGAAAAGAUGCGGCGCGAGGAGGAGGGAGAGGAAGAAGAAGAGGAGGAGGAAGGCUAUUUCUACCUGACAAGGCUGGAAGGAGGCCUGUUCUCGGUCCAGAUGACCGACUAUAUCCUGGCGUGGAUCUGCAUGGAGGACGAUGGGAUCCUGGCGCAUACAAAGAGGAUGAUGGGUAGACGCGAGGAAAGCCUGGAGAGCGUGAUCGAUGUAUUGAAAGAGUACUACGAGAACGUUGGUGACGAUGCCAUCGUCUCAGACCCCUCGAUCGAGACUGCUGCGCCGACAAGCAAUGGAAGCAAAUCACAAGCAGAUGACGAGGCCGACGACGGCGUGCUCAGGCUUCGGGAUGUCAUCGUUCAGCUGGUCAAUUACCUCCUCGCUGUCAUCUAGCCCAUCAUGUCGCAAGAUGGUAAACCAAUGGAAUUAGAGAGAGAGGGAAUGGGAUUGAGACAAGAACUCAAAUGAUCUUGAAGAGGUAUUUAUGUCGUCAUCAAGUCUAUAUGGGAAGAAGCUGGUCGUUAGAGUCGCUCCUUUAUAUCGUCAAGUGUCGUUGAUGUCGUUGAAAAUCUGGGUCUAGAACCAGGAUGAGGCCAGCUCCUUGGCCCUCGUCUCGCCUUCGUUUGCUCUUUCGACGAGGUCGUUGAGCUCGGUCAUCUUCAUGGCCUGCCUCCGUUCGAAGCCCUGGAUCAAGAGGCGGGCCGCAUCGAUGGAAGCGAGGAUCGUUGCGGGAUCGUAACCGGUCAAUACUUGUGCCGCUCCUCCCUCGUCAUAGUCCAGCUGCCCGUCGUCGGCGAUGCGCUUGACGGGACUCUGGUUUUGGCUCUG